AACACUGAAACAGAUGGUUCUGUAGAGGUAAGUCCAGAUGAACAGGAUGAAGAACCAACCUUGUCUAGAGCCAUCAAAGGCCAAAACAGAAUGAUGCUUCUGAAAGCCAAAGGUAAAGACCUCAAAGCCUUCCUGGAGCCCGAGGCAGCAAAAGAUGAGAAGGACAAUGAAAGAGCAGUCAAAGGGCAAACCCAAAAAAUGCUCUUGCGGAAGGUUAAGUUGGCAUCUUUACGGAACAAAACAAAUAAGAUGAGAGCAAAGACUGAAGAGGAGGCAUCUGAGAGCGAGGCAGCUGAUGUUGAGGCCAACAAAGUCAAGGACCGUUUAAUUACACGGAAAAAAAGCAUAACGACUCUUCGAAGAGUUUCUGGUUGGAUUCAGAAGAAAAUGCCAAGAAGCAUUAAUUUAAGAAAAAAGAUUUCUGCUUGGGCAAAGGCUAUUGGGUUAUCCCGCUGGCUCUCUCUUCGGGCCUCCAAACGGAAACAAGCAGCCAAGAAAUCCAAAGGCAAUAUCCUCAAACAUAGGAUGGCCAUGAGAGUUGCCAGUAAAACCAGUCUAGCCAGUAAGAAAACCAGGAGCUCCUCAGAAGUGGCUAAAGACAACGUACAAGGAAUGGCAGCAGAAGGAGGGGAAGAGGCAGCUCCAGCUGGGGAGAAAGAGUUAGAGGCCAAAUAUGCAGUGGUACUUCCAAGAAUGAACAAACUGGGCAAAGUAAAGAUAGGUCAGUCAUUGCAGGCAGGCCAAGGACCGGCUCCUCAAUCCGGCUCCAGUGAAACAUCAGCAGGACCCACAACAGCUGAGCCUAAACCCCCAAAACCAGGUGCCAGGCUUGUACUCCCAGUCAAACCAGAUCUCAGUGUCCUUAAAUCCAUCAAGAAGCCCCUGCCAGGAGGUUUAACAUCAGGCGGCGAUGUGGCAGACCGGAGUCCUGGGUCUAGUGUUGGUGCAGCAGGUCCAGAGGGAUCCACUAACACAGAGGACCGAAACAGGAGAGCUGCCUCAGAAAACCAAGAUGGAGUCAGUGUACUACAAGCAGCAAGAGGAAAACUGGGACCCUCCCAGAUAAAUCUGACUAAGAUGUCCUUGUCUGGGGGGACUCUAGGAACCAGACAACAUCAUCCAGAUCCAGAAAGAGAAGCUGGACUACCCAGAUCCACUGCUCAGCCUGUUUCAAAUGGAGAGGCAGGUGCAUUAAUGUCAAAUGUCGCCUUGUAUGAAGAGGAAACAGACAGGGAGGUGGCUCAGCUGAUGGGUGAGGAGGGGAUGUCUAUUGCCCAACCAGAGGUGCACUGGGCGGGAAACCCACGGAUGAGCGGAGACCCACAGGACUGGCUGCGUGCUGAGAACUUGCUGCCCCACCAGACAGUGGAGAAGUUAACCAAGUGGACGGUCUAUGAUGACGAGGGACAGGCCAAGAGUAUUCCAGCCCACAAUGGCAGGGGUCCAUGGGAAUCAGAAGACCCUGCUCAGGAGAUGCUAGAGAGUCGACUUAUCAGCACACAGGUGUUGAUGCCAGGUAGCAAAAGAGCUGUAGAGGUAGAUGAGGUGGAGGACCUAUCACAGCUGGAAGAGGUCUGCGAAAGCUCUGUUCUUCUGAAUCUGAAGAAAAGAUUUCAACGUGACUGUAUUUAUACUUAUAUUGGAAACAUGUUACUGUCCAUUAACCCCUUUAAGCCCCUUAAUAUCUACACAGAGGAUGUGAGACAGAGAUACCAGGGCAAGGAGCAGCAGAGGAACCCACCCCAUGUGUACGCCAUAGCCGAUGCAGCCUUUGGCCACUCUCAGGUCACCACUCAGGAACAGUGUAUAAUUAUAAGUGGACAGAGUGGUUCAGGAAAGACAGAAGCAACUAAGCUGAUAGUCCACUACCUCAGCUCCAUGUAUCAGGGAAGAAAUGACAACCUCCGACAGCCCAUGGAGGUGUUUCCCAUCCUGGAGAGCUUUGGAAAUGCCAAAACCAUCCUCAACAACAACUCCAGCCGCUUUGGCAAGUACCUGCACAUCCACAUUCUCCACGGGGUUGUUGUAGGGACCUCACUGUCCAAAUAUCUCCUUGAGAAGUCCAGGGUUGUCUUUCAGGCCGUUGAGGAAAGGAACUACCAUGUGUUCUACGAGCUGCUGGCAGGUAUGAAUGACUGGGACAAACAGGAUCUCUAUCUGCAGGGUGCUGAGACCUACUACUACCUAAACCAAGGUGGUGCCUGUGAGAUGAAUGGGAAACAAGAUAAGCAGGACUUCCAGUUAUUAGUGCAGUGCUUUGAAACCAUUGGUCUGCAUGCUGAACAGAUCUCCACUAUCUGGGCCAUCCUCUCCUCCAUCCUGCAGCUCGGGAACAUUUGCUUCAGCUCCUAUGAGAGCGAGUCAUUCGAAGUGGCUCGGAUCUUCAGUGAGGCUGAAGCCAGGAGGGUGGGCUCCCUACUGCAGAUUUCCUCUGAGGCUCUGCAGACUGUCAUCACACACAGAGUCACUGAGACCACCUACGACAGGAUCUACUGCCCUCUGUCUGUGGAAAGUGCCAUAGAAUCCAGAGAUGCCAUUGCCAAAGCCUUGUCAGUGCUGUUUGACUGGUUGUUAGAGCAGAUCAAUGACUGGCUGAGUCCCACAGAGAUGGACAGCACCGUGGGGAUAGUGGACAUCUACGGGUUUGAGGACCUGGGAGUGAACAGCUUUGAACAGCUGUGCAUCAACUUUGCCAAUGAGCAGCUGCAGCACUUUGUCAACAAGGCAGUGAUCGCUCAGGAACAGGAGGAGUACAGUGCAGAACAGAUCCAGUGGUACCCAAUGCAACUCAAAAACUUCCACUCCUGCCUGGAGCUGAUGUCCUCCAGGCCUCAUGGCAUCCUCCGCAUCCUGGAUGACCAGACCUGCCUGCCUCAGGCCACAGAUCACACCUUCCUCCAGAAGUGCCACUAUCAUCAUGGGAACAGCCCCUACUAUGCCAAGCCCAAGAACCCAAUGCCAGUCUUUACUGUUUAUCACUACGCUGGAGCUGUAACCUAUCAGGUCCAUAACUUCUUGAAUAAGAACCACGACCAGUUCAGGACAGAAGUGGUGGAGCUUUUUGCCAGAAGUCGACUCAAGGUACAAUGAUUAUCAGAGUUGUUCAGGAAAGUUCAGGACGGUUACAUUCAACAGAGAGAGCUGGGCUGGAGAGGGAAGGGCCCUCCGCCAGCAGCCAUCCACUGCCGCUUCCAUUUCCUUCAGUCUUUAACUGAGCUCACCACCCGCCUGGAGAGAUGCAAAACCACUUUAUCCGCUGUUUUGAAGCCAAAUUACGUCAAGCUUCCAGGAAUCUUUGGGGAAUAUGUGUCAGCCCAACUAAGGCAUGCUGGGAUGUUAGAGACUAUCCACAUCAGAAAAGAAGGUUUCCCAGUCCGGAUUCAGUAUUCUUACUUUAUUGAAAGGUAUGGGGUGCUGCUGAACCAACGGACUGGAGAUUCAUCAGACCGAGGCCAGACGGUUGCUCUUCUGGACAUGAUUGGAGCAGAGCAGGGGCAGUACCAGCUGGGACUCACCAAGGUUUUCCUGAAGGAGCUCCUGUAUCAGCAGCUGGAGGACAAGUGGAGCAGCACCCAGACCUGGGCUGCCAUCACCAUCCAGAGGAACAUCAGAGGCUUCCUGUGCAGGAGGAAUUUCAGGUUCUUCAAACAGAAAGCCAUUGUCAUCCAGAGCCACAUCCGAGGACACCAGGCCAGGAAGUACUACAAGCGUCUGAGGCAGUCUUUUAACCAAUUCUGGGCGGUGAUGAUGAUAACCAGGAACACUAUCAAACGACGCCAUUGGAGGAAGGAUUUUCACGAGAGGAGUAAAGUAAAGGCAGUGACAAAAACAAAGUCUGUUGUUCCAGGGAUGGAUGUGGGGAUGUUGGAGAUCCCUGCUGAGCUGUCAGCCAGACUCCGAAGUGCAGCAGGGCGGCCACAUGUGUCAGGGGUCUCAGAUGUUGCACCUCCACAGGUGAGGAGUGAACAUAAGCUCACCCUGCCCCUGGAAGACAGAUAUCCAUUCUCUCGUUAUGCCAAGUCCAUAUUAAGGGAUUCAUGGUGCCAGCAUCAGGGAUCCCCCCUCCAGAGACCCCUCACCCCUCUAGAGCCUGAAGAUGCCAGAACUGCCUUGAGAUUCACAAACUGAUAUCUGAGGUUUACAGGCGAGUCAGACCUCAGCGCUGGCAAGGAGCAGAUGUUGGGCAACUACAUCGUGGAGAAGGGCCAGAGCAGACCAGCCUUAAGAGACGAGAUCCUGGCCCAGCUGGUCUACCAGACAUGGAGCCUGGGGGAUCAGAGCAGCCUGAGGGGCUGGCUGCUGCUGGUCUGCUGCCUCAGCGUAUUCACCCCCUCACCAACUCUGGACAAACCACUGCUCAAAUAUGUGUCUGACCAGGGUCCAGGGGAGUACCGUUCACUGUGCCAACACAAACUACUGACAUCUCUGCAGCUCCCACCUCCCACUACUCGUCUGUACCCCCCCACACAGCUUGAGUGGACCUCCAACCAGAGGAAAGGCAGUAUGCUGCUGGAUGUACACACCUUCAACGAUGAGAAAUUGACAACUGAAGUGGAGUCAUGGACCACAGGAGAGCAGCUGGCAUCGUGGCUUCUCCAUUUCAGAGGUGUUACAGAGGCAGUGCAGGGCUGGUCCGUGUCUCUAGUCACUGAUGAUGGCUGGUCAGACCUGGCUGGUUCAGACUUUGUCAUGGAUCUUCUGGCUGGAGCUGAAGCUGAGGUGCUGCCACCACCAGGGACCCCUUCAUCUACAAACUCAGACUAUCUGUUCAGCAGUCCAGGAGACAGGAUGCCAGCUUCAGAUCUGGAUGGUUUUAUCCCCCCAGCUCCUCCAGUGCAGGCUCCAGGGCUGCCCCCUUUUGAAGGAAACCCCUGGAGAAGAGAUUAUCCACAUGAAGGCCGGGGUCGACAGAUGGAUGCCUAUGUUGAUGACUUGUUUGAUCCUGUUCUGGACAAUGGACCCCCGGACAUGGAAAGAGUGGCCAUGCUAAACCGCAGAAUGAGAGGAGGAGGAGGCGUUGGACCCAUGCAGCCUGGCAUGUAUGGAGCUGGUAUGCCUAUGACAAUGCCAAGCUUUCCAAUGGGAACACAGAUGAGCCCUUCAAUGCCUGUCUACGGGGGCACUCCCAUGAUGCCAACUAUGCCAGCCAUGAUGAUGCCUCAGCCUGCCAUGGCUGCUCCUCCUGUAGCUGAUCCCAUGCAGAUGGCAGCAACGCAGCAGGCUUUUAUCAACCAGCAGGCCGUCCUCAUGGCCCAGCAGAUGACCAUGCAGGCGAUGAAUCUGUCCCAAGAGCAGCAGAAGAAGCUGGAGCAGCAGAGGAAGAAGGAGGAACAGCGGAGGAGGGAGCGGGAAAGGGAGGAGGAGGAAGAGGAGGAGGAAGCCAGGCUGAGGAGACGUCGGUCUGAGCGUCGGUCUGAGCGUCGCUCCAGGCAACGCUCACGUUCACCCUCCCCUCGUGCUGCCACACCCCCACCCGCUCGACCCAAAGCAGUCACUCCUAAACGCUCCUCCACCUACAGACGGCCUGAGCCUGAGCCAGAGACAGAAGAGGACUUACCAGACCCUGAGGGCCUGACCUCUGUCAAAGAGAAGACGAAUUACUUCCAAAAAAUUGGUGAAACCAAACCUACAAGGGCUCGGCCCAGUUCCUUCACUCCAGCCAGACAGCAACGCUCCCCCCCCCCACCAGAACCAUCUCGUCGGUCACCUCCACCUGUAGCACCUAAACCUGGGGUGAGGCGUACUCGCUCCCCCCCUGCCAGAGAAUCUGACCCCCCAAAACCAGCACCGACCCCAGCCCCACUCACCAAGCCCCAAACCGAGCCCACCUCCAACAUCAGGGAAAUCAUCAAACAAUACAACAGUCGACCCGCUCCAGAACCCAAAGCCUAUGAGCCUGUCAGACCACCGAUGAGGCACUUUGUAAAGAAGAGUGAUCCUAAAGAGGAAGCUUUGGCCAAACUCAAAAACAAAGCCCCCGUGCCACAAGGGAAGAAGCAGUGGGCGCCUCCUCCCCCACCACCAGUCCAGCCUAAGAAGCAGUGGCAGCCUCCUCCGCCCCAGUCUCCCUCCCCAUCACCGUCUCCUCCCUCCACCACGGGGCGCCGAGUCAUUUCCAAUGACAUGAGACGGAAGCAGCGCUCUCUGGAGGACCUGUUUGGCUCCCAGCGUUCCCAGCAACCGCCGCCUGCUCCCCCUGAUUCUCCACCUCCUCCGCCACAGCCAGCUCCCAUCCUUCAGAGCAUCCCUGACCCACCGGCCACGGCCGCCCCGUCUCUCAAUGUGAUGCCAGAGGAGGAUGGCAUUCGUUCUCAGAUUCACCGCUUCUAUCCCCGUGCCUACUUCUCUUACUCCAAGAUGCCAGGAAAGUUAUUCCUGCGAAAAGAGGUGUUUUAUCCCAGGGAGAUGUUCAGCAGACCCUACAUCCUGAAUCUGCUCUGUGAACAGAUCAUGCGGGAUACAUACUCCGACAGCUGUUUGAGGAUCAGCAGAGAGGAGAGGAGGAAGAUGAAGGAUCUGCUGGCAAACUUCAAUGUGGGAACGAGUAUCAGCACCAUCCAGGAUGACUUCAUGAAGAAGAGAAUUGUCAUCGCUGCACGAGACAACUGGGAAAACUACUUCACUCGUCUGUUCCCUGUGAAGGUGGAGAGGGGAGAAGCUCAGGUUUUGGGAGUGUCUCAUCGUGGCAUUCGUCUCCUGAAGGUGGUCAGAGCCUCAGGUAUCAACCCCAAACACCUCCGUCUGCUCAGAAGCUACAGUUUUGCAGAGUUGCUAUCAGUUGAUCUUGAAGAUGCAGACAAAGUGAAAUUGGAACUGGCGAGUGAGAACUUAGUGCUUGAGUCAGCGAGAGCUCCUCAGGUCACUGCCAUGGUCCGACUCUUCCUGCACGAGCUCAUUCAGGGCUCAGGUCAUGUGGUUGCAGUGAAGAGUUAUGUGACAGAUGACAAGAGUCUGCUCAGUUUCAGUAGAGGAGACAUCAUCAAACUGCUGCCAAUGGAAGGACGUCAGUCAGGCUGGCAGUUUGGAACCAGAGGAGGGCGCUCAGGUCUUUUUCCUGAAGACCUGACCCAGCCGUCUGCCGCUCCAGACUACCACAGUCUCCACCUCGACCGUAGAGAUGACAGGAGGAGAAGCAUGAGGGGGGAGAGACCUGUGAGUCCGGCUGCGAGUCCACCACAGGGCCCGUCUCCAGCCCUCAUCAGCAGACACAGUGACAGCCCUAAUCCAAGACACCUCAGCGUGCCGGUCUCAGCGCAGAGGUCCGCUUCGAGUUCUGCUCGGGGCUCAAUCAACGAGUCUGAGAUGCUUUCACCUAUGGCUGAGUUUGCUAUGAAAUACUUCCGAGUGGGGACUACAGGUCUACCGUCCACUGGCAGGAAUUUUGCAGAGGCAGUUCAACACACAGAGGUCCUUCUACAGGAGUCCCUCAUUCUCUACAAUGAUCCAGAAAUCAAUGACUUAUCUGUCCAGUGUUUUAUGAACCUGAUGCAGUUCAUGGGUGACAUGCCAAUCAAGAAGAACAACACCCAACCAGAAUGUCUAAAGCACAUCUUACUGCUCGGGAAGGAAAAGGAGCUGCUCAGGGAUGAAAUCUACUGCCAGGUCGUCAAGCAAAUCACCAACAACCCAACCAAAUCUAGCUGUACGAUGGGCUGGCGGCUGUUAAACCUGAUUACCGGGUUCUUCCCCUGCUCUGGUACCCUCCAACCCUACAUCACACGGUAUCUACAAGACAUCUCCCAGGACUACGAACAUCCAUACCAAGAACUGGCCGGUGUGUGCCAGGAUAAUCUCCACUGCUCUUUCAGCUUUGGCGGUCGACGUAAUAUCCCGUCCCACAUCGAGAUGGAAGCCAUUCUGGCUGGAAAAACCUCUCGACGUAUUCCCAUCCAGCUGCCAGGAGGAGUGGAAUUCCCGGUCAAGAUACGCAGCUUCAGUAUGGCAGCAGAUGUGGUGACAGAGUUGUGUAAAGAGCUGGGCAUCUCAGAUCCCAACGAAAUCAAAGAGUUCUCCAUCAUUGCCAAUCGAUAUAAAGAUGACACAGUACGUCCUAUCCAUGCUGAGGAGUACCUCUUUGAUUUCCUGCUGGAUGAUGGCUCCAUCUCCCUCUCACUGAGAAGAGUCAUGUGGAGAACACCUCUGUCCUUCAACAAUGAUCUCUAUGUGGAGUUCCACUUCCAACAGCUCCUGGGCGACUACCUGAACCAGCGGCUGAAACUUGCUCCUGCUGCAGGUGGAUCUGCUUCAGUCCAGCAGCUGGCAGAGCUGGCAGCUCUACAGCAUGUGGCUAUGGGACUGAGGAACCAGCCUUCACUCUCGGAGAUAAAGGAGUACCUGCCGCCACAGGAGGGCAGCAGUAAACUGGAGGAGAUCCACUCCUUCUGUCUGGGUCAGAUCGCCGCCAUGCACGCCUUCAGCCCUCAAGAUGCCAAAGUUCGAUUCAUCGAGUUUCUCACCACUCUGCCUCUGUUUGGAUCCAACACCUUCUUGGUUCAGAAGGUCAGUCAGCGUGGCUGCCCGUCUCCCUGCUUGGUCACCAUCAGUCAGAAUGGGGUGCAGUUCCUUCACCCUAAAACACAGGAACAAGUGUUUCACAUUCCUCUGGCGGACGUCCAGGCCAUGAGGACCAUCCGCCCCAAGAAACAAAGCAAAGUGCCAGCAGUGGACAUCACCUACGGAAACCCAGUCCAUCCCAAAAAAGUCACAGUUCAUCUAAAACAGGCCAAGGAGCUCUGCCACAUUCUGGCUCUGAUAAUGGAAGAGUUGGUCAGACCAGCAGUCAGCAGCUCCAUUUCAAACCGCCACUAGACAAACACAGUAUUGACAAGUUUUGCUAAUCACCAUUUUCUGUAACUGACUUUUUUGUGUUCAACUUUUGUUAAUUUAUCACUUUUCUCUGUGUGAUUAAUAAAAGGAGAUGCAUGACUCACUCUGCUGAUAUUCUCCAGUGUAGCGUUAUCUGUGAGGACAUGACACAGAACUGACAAAUCUGUUGAAUUCUGAUGGAAAGAAUUAUUAUAUGAACAUGUUCUGUUAUAAUUGUCAAAAUGUAAAGUCUUAUAAUUAUUCAUGGUAAAUAUUGCAUAUACUGUAAAUCAAUAAUUUAUGAAGAUUAAAUAUGUUGAGAAUUUCAUUUAAGUGCCAGUGUUUUCUAACCUCAUCUGAUUUAAGUAAAGUUUUUCUACAUAUCCCAUAAAAAUGAUUA
Molecule: messenger RNA, 9205 nt
Organism: Sphaeramia orbicularis (orbiculate cardinalfish)
Lineage: Eukaryota; Metazoa; Chordata; Actinopteri; Kurtiformes; Apogonidae
Gene: myo15b
Product: myosin XVB
Cellular component (GO): myosin complex; cytoskeleton
Molecular function (GO): protein binding; cytoskeletal motor activity; ATP binding
Source: RefSeq, a predicted model, not a curated record